AUGGAAGCGAGACGGAAAUUGGCAAACGAAACCGUCGAACAGUGUUUCAAUGAGAAGCUGAACCUGGCGCGUCUUUGUCCACUCCCGGAAGAUCAGAUUGUGGACUAUGUUAUUACAGGCAUCAGCGACGAAGCGCUCGUUCGGAGCCUGAGCGUUGUCAAGUUUUCUACUCCGGAGGAUCUGCUGGAGUGCCUCAAACGUUUGGACGACCAACUCACCGACGUCAGGGAAGCGUUCCACCGAUCCGAUGCGGCAACCGAUUCAAGGGCAGGAAAGAAUGCAAAGGCGAUCGUUGUUGACGCACAGUUGCGGAUGCAAGAAGGCAAGGAACACUGUUUGCUUGCUUGUGCAAUCAACGUCACAGAAGAUGGCGAUACGGUUUUGCCUAUAUUGAACAUAUCCCGUUCCAACGUCAAUAUUUCAAAAGGCGAUGUAGCAGCCAGAGGCUCCUGGUGUUCAGAAGUAUCUGAAACCGCCAUCAACCGGAGGACGACGGAUCUCCUGGAACCGAGGAAAGCGGCAGAUGUACGAACAGGACCUCAGCUUUGCCCUGAUCUGUCGGGGAGAUACCGCCUUACAACAGAGGACGGUCCUAUCGUGCAAGCACCUUUUAAGACGCGGCCAGUUAAGGAAUGCUACUGCUACAACUGCGCAGGCCAAGGCCAAUUUGGUCACCAAUGCAACAUGAAGAAGAGGGGCAAUCCGGUUACGCCCUGCAUCAUUUCCUACGACGACCCUCACGAGUCUCAAGAUCAGAGUAGACAGUCCGAAGGAAAUUGGCGAGCACCACGAACAAGCAUAAAGGAGCACCGAAACAACGACGGCGGCUACGACAACAAACCUUCCGUGAGCAACAGCAGAGGCUCCAGAAAGAAAAAAAAAAGAACAAGAAGUCGCGCUUGCCACGGAAAAUUGAUGCGACUUUCUAAUGACACCUACCGCAUUGAAGACAUACCUGGCCACAAGCGGACUCAACGUUUCUACGCGUCAACAGCUCCCGUCGACAAGCUGCAACGAGUCAACACCUUUGAUGUUGACAUUGAAGACACAUCAAGCACAUAUCUUCGGUCGCUAUGGAGCUCUCGAUUGCCGCUGCUGCUGAUGCUGCUGUUCAUUUUUCUCCUGAGGAUUCCAAACGCAGAGAUGUGUCAAAGCCACACUGCACCAGUGCCUACGAAGCCCCCCUCAGUUCCUUCGCAGACACGCCACGUUAACUUAUAUCUCCUUUCGGAUCACUCGCACUGCCAACUGUUUAACAAUACUGGAGAUCAGCGCCUUUACAUGACGGUUCUGACGAACGGAGUAAGAGCAACUUACAGCGGAUUCCCACACGCUCUGGGACUCGUUUUAAGGCUCGUUGGAAUUGGCUGCCUAAGUGAGUCUGAACAGAAAAGGAUAUAUGAAACCAGCAUCAAAGAUGGCAAGUUGGAUGGGUAUAGUGCUUUGUGGGGUUUAAAGAAUUUUGCAAUGCAAAACCCAACGCAGUUUGAAAAUGCUACGGUCACCGUUAUGCUAACGGCGUACUACUUUCAGAAAGAGUCUCAAACUGGUUACUCCUUUCUUGGUGGAUUCUGCAGCAGAGAUCAAGUAGCGCUCGUCAGCGACGUACACGCACUCUACCGCUGUCAAGAAGACGUGGCGCUGCACAUCUUGAGAGUGAUGUCUGUGGAUUUGCAGGAGGGUUCGCUAAAAAAAUGCGUGACUAGCAAAAGAGAAUCACCCGAAUGCAGUUUGGAGAAGCUUAGCGCUUCACUUGCCCGCAUGCCCCAAGAGUGCUUUCGACCAAGAGGACAGGAGGUUCCCCAAGUCACGAGCUUGCCUGGCGACGUCGUCGAUUUGCCGAAACUCUGUAAAGCAAUAUAUUACUUCAUACCGAGGAUGGAACACUGUUUUGAACACGAGAUCACUGGGAUGCAUCGCUUCAAUCCAGUGUACAAUUGCGAGUUAACCUGCUGUGUCUGGAAGAACAGUCUGGAUAGAAAAUUGCGUGUAGCUGCAUCAAUACAAGGUCUUCGAUGCGGUACCGAAAAUCAGUUUUGCGUCAACGGCGCUUGCUACAACCGUGAAGAAUGGAUCCACGAGCACCUUCCUAAUGGUUCCCUCGACAUCCGUCCAGACGUUCCGCGCAAGAGACCGUUUUAAAGUGACUUAAUGCACGAAAUAA
This is a messenger RNA of Ixodes scapularis (black-legged tick), 2164 nucleotides long. RefSeq lists its product as uncharacterized. The transcript is spliced from 13 exons. The record is from RefSeq and is a predicted model, not a curated record. NCBI's taxonomy places the organism in Eukaryota, Metazoa, Arthropoda, Arachnida, Ixodida, Ixodidae. The coding region runs from base 1 to 2142 and encodes 713 amino acids. Gene Ontology annotation, molecular function: metallopeptidase activity.